AUGGAGGAAUAUGACCCUGACCGCCGCUACGACGCCACCGGCGACCGCCUGGAAAUGCUCCGCAUCCGCCGGGUGGAGCUCGCCGAGCUGGCGGCGACGACGCGCCGGCGCCACGGCGGCACCACCCCCGAGCGGGUCCCCCCACCACCACUCAUCGAAACCCUGUUUGCCCUGGAUAUCGACGACACCGAUCUCGAUGCCCUCCGCGAGGGGCUCAAUUUUGCCCUCGAGGACGGCAACUGGUUCCCCAGCCGUGAGCCAGAUGAGCGCCGCCCCCUGGAUGCGCCGCUGGCGGGCGCCGAAACUUUGGGCAGCGACGACGGUGGCGACUAUACUGAUUCCAUCCCGCUAGCGUCACUCGACCCUAAGCGGCCCCAGCGCCCUACCUUGACCAUCAAUACUGAUUUCGAAGCGGCAUUACCCCGGAUCCACAUCGACGACUCCCUGUUCUUAGCAGUGCCGCUGUCGCACAACCCCCCAGCGCUGGCGCUGGUGUUGGACCCUGGGCGGCUGAGUCCCCACUCCCCAAGCAAAGAGCACCCGCCGCUGCUGCCUCUGGCGGCGCCUGCCAAGUUCCUGGAGUUCUUCUCCCGUAUAUCCGAUCGUAUUGCUGGUGAAGCCGAUGCCGAAGACGACGACAGUGGCGCCUCAUCUCAUAGUAACGCCAGCGUGGCGCUGCCGCUGCGCCCGGCGACGCCGCUGUCAUUGAAGUUCCACAACGUCCUGAUAGACCCAGCCAAGACUCCACAAGUCGACCAGCCUCAGCUGCCGUCAGACUACUUCUCUGGGGUCAGAUUCGCCACCAGCCGCGACCAGGAAGAGGCGCAGUUGCUUCCUCGGCUGCUGGCGACGUCGCUGCCAAAGAAGCCUGCCAAACAGUUCACCAGCGACGGCCAGCUUUUGCUCUUUGGUAAGUCGUUAGGGAUUUUCCCGCCGUCACUGAAGUUUAGACAGUUUUGCCAUAACGUGGUGCUGAUCUCCUACUUUAAUAACGUGAUGUUUGUGUUAUUAUUGCUUCAAGUGGGGCUCCUCAGUUACCGCCAGUGGAACCCGAUUGCGCUCCACGGGUACUACUAUGCCGGUUAUAAUUGGGCCGACUACGUGUUGAUUGUGAUUAACAUCGCCUAUACGGUGGAGAUUGCCCUUAAAAUUGUCGCCUAUGGUCUCUAUAAUGACCGGUGUAUGUACCGCGAAUUAGGUCUCCCCUACCCUCAGAAUGUCGUCAAACUGAUGUUCUUCCAGAGGAAAUACGUCAUCAACAUCUUGGACGCAUUUGGCCUCUCGAAAUUGGUCGAUUUGUUGUGGAACCGUGACCAGUCACGCCUCAAAAAGCCCCACCACAACCACCACGAAACUCAUACGGUUCACGGCCAUCCCACCCUUCAAAAGGCUCCCAAAUUGAAAGUGCUGUCUUCAAAUAAUCGUGGCUGGCGCCUGGUGUGGAAGGAACCGGCUCACAUCGAUCCUACUGAUGAAAACGAUUAUUCUGACUCUGAUAGUGUCGAGUCCAAUUUCGGGUUAACCCCCUUCGAAUCACCAACUCUGCAGCUGCUGCUUGUCGGUACUCUGGGCCACCUUGCGCCGCCACCGCCAUUGGACCACACAAACACGUUCUUCGUGCAAAGACAACACUUCCAUAAACUCAACUUGAAGCGGGCGUUUUUGCGUGGUUCGUGGCACCGGAUCGAUUUUGUGCUGAUGGUGACGUUCUGGAUCCUGUUGCUUUUGCUGAUUAACCAUUAUGACGCCAACCACCAUAUCUUUCUCUUCCGGGCCCUUCUGUGUUUGCGGAUCCUCCGCUUCUGUAACUUGACCACCGGUACGCUGACGGUGCUUACGCUGAUUAAGCUUGCGAUGCCACAGUUGAUUGAUGUUGGGGUGUUUAUCUCGUUUUUCUGGUUGUUUUUCUCCAUUGUCGGGGUCUCCAGUUUCAAGCUGAGUCUCACCCGCCAUUGCGUGUGGACCAACCCCGACGACCCCAGUGACACUUGGGUUAACAGUGAUCAGUGCUGCGGCUCGUGGCUUGCUCCCAAUGGUACGCUGAUGCCCUAUAUCCAGCGUGACGGUCUGAUGAGUGAACAGCGUAAGGGGUUCAAGUGUCCGAUAAACUCUCAGUGCAUCUCGGGAGAUAAUCCAUUCAACGGUACGCUCAACUUCGACAAUGUUCUUCAGCUGGCGGAGAUUGUGUUUGUGGUGGUGUCGGCUAAUACGUUUACGGAUAUCAUGUACGACACCAUGGACCUGGACUCGAUGGUCGCCAGCUUGUUCUACAUCCUGUGUAUUUUCAUCUGUACCGUGUGGUUGAUUAACGUGUUCAUUGCCGUGAUUGUUGCCAGUUUCAACAUAACGCGGACCGAGGAAAGCAAACGUCGUCAGGAGGAGGAGAAACUGGUGUGGAGACAAUGGAUGCUGGCCGCCGAGCACUCGAUGAAAGUGGGGAAGUUGAAAAAACGUAACUGGCGACUUAGACUCUACUACAACAUGGAAUUCUUGUUUAUCAUACUCAUCUUUGUCGACUUAAUCGUCCAGUGUCUUAGAACUGCCUACUCCAGUGAAACGACGUUGAACUUGAUCAAUAACUUUGAGCUUGUGGUGACGCUGAUUCUCUUUUUCGAGAUUAUACUCCGCUUGGUGUUGUAUUUACCCGACUGGCGCGGGUUCGUGUCUCUGCGACGCAAUAUGACGGACUUGGCACUUGCCAUUGUGACGAUGGUCAUCGCGAUCCCCCCCGUCCGUAAAGGGCUUGGCCAGGUAUACUUUUGGCUUACAGUGUUCCAGAUUUUGAGAAUCUACCGGGUGGUGUUGCUGACGAAAGUUACCCGGUCGCUCUGGCUCCGGCUCUUCAGUAACAUCAAGCAAUUGUUCGACUUGGCGUUGUUCUUCUUCAUUAUCACUUACCUCGUCGCCAUCAUCUGCGCCCGCUACUUUGAAGGCCAGAUUGGCCCCGACGACAUGGACUUAACGGAAAAUGCCUUCCCCAUGCACACGCUCCCCAAUGCGUUUGUGGCGUUGUACAUCAUCACCCUGACGGAAAACUGGACGAAAAUCAUGUACGAACUCCAGGCAGCCGCCGUCACUACCCUGCAACGGGUAUUCGGGCUGAUGCUCUUGGUGUUCUGGUUUAUUUUCUCCAACUUCAUUGUUCUCAACAUUUUCAUUGCUGUCAUUUCCAAGACGUUGGAAGUGUCUGAGGAGGGGAAACGUCGCAACCAAUUAUUGCAGUUUAUUGACAACAUCACCCACAAGUUGCUGACGAUGAACAUCGUGCUGACGUCCAAAUUGCAACAGUGGAAGCUGAGAGUGUUUGACGGCAAGUUCCGCCCUCAAAAUAAACUGACGGAACAGGCAGUGAUCAACUUAUUGUUGCUGGGGCUGGCCAUUAAUGAUUUCAUCGAUGAAACUGAGGUGGACUCCGAAGAACAAGAGAUCCGCGAAGGUAGUCGCAACUGGAGACUGAGGUUCCUGAAGUGGUGGCGCCGCCGCUACGGGUGGGCCAAGCGGAAAGUGGAUAACCCAUUUUUCGAACUGGCCCAUUUAAAGUCGAAACAUAACGCCUUGGUGGAAGAGUUCAACCCGCUGCAAUUCGCUCAUAAAAUCUUACAGGAACGGAACGCGUUGGUGCUGAAACAGAAUAAGUUUUUGAUGGAAAACCCGCGGUUCAAUAACGUGUUCUACGUGAUUGCGCCGCGUCACCCGUUGCGUCGAUUCUGUCAGCGGUUAGUGAAGCCCAGUUAUGGGACCCGUGUCAACGGGGUCGAACCCUAUAAGUACGUAUCGGAAGCGUUGACGGUUUUCGCCUUUCUCGCUACCAUCGCCUUAGUGGUGACGACGCUGUACAUGACUCCCUUGUACCGUAAGCAGGAGUUUGAGAAGACCGGCACCCAAUACAACUGGACGUUCUGGAUUGAAGUGGCGUUUGUGGUGUGUUUCUCGUUAGAGUUUUUGAUAAAAGUGAUUGCUGAUGGGUUCUUCUUCACUCCUAACGCCUAUUGCCGGCUGCCGUGGAAUAUCAUUGAUCUUAUCGUGCUCAUCUCGAUUUGGAUUGAACUUAUUGCUCUGUUGAAAUCGGCAGGAAACGUUGUCCGAGUGGUACGUGGUCUUAAGGCUUUGCGAACGUUCAGAUUGUUAACCGUACUGGAGACGGCCACCCACAUCUUCCACAACACGUUGUUGACGGGUUUCACCAAGAUCAUCGAAGCCAUGUUCAUUUCGUUUUGUUUGUUGUACCCGUACUCGAUCUGGGGGCUCAAUAUCUUUAAUGACCGUUUGGGAUACUGUCUCGAUGGGCAACUGACCCGCGACGAGUGUAUGAACGAGUACUCCAACCUGGUGUUCAACUGGGAUAUCCAACUGCCGAACGCAUACGUCAAUCCCGAGCUUAAGUUUAAUCGAUUCAGUGACUCGUUGGUGUCUCUUUUCGAGAUUAUCUCGUUGGAAGGGUGGACAGACUUGCUUACCAACGUGAUGUCGCUGACAGGUAGAGGUACCCCGCCACAGCCGUUCGCGCUGCCGUGGAACGGGAUCUUCGUCAUGUCGUUCAACUUCAUCCUGACGGUAUUUAUUCUCACGUUGUUUAUCUCGGUUAUUAUUCUGAACUACUCUAAAGUGACGGGGAGAGCCUACAUGACGGUCGACCAGAUCUCGUGGUACCAAGUGGUGAAGAUUUUGAAACAAGUGAGACCGCUGAAGCGGCAAAGAAACCCUGAGAAGUUGGGUCCCAUCCGUCGCUUUUGUUACCGACUCACAGUGGAAAAGGAACUGGUAUACUGGACUCACUUUUUGAAUCUCAUUUUGUUUUUGCAUGUCCUCUGCCUUCUCCUCGAACACUUCCCCUCCGAUACUUUUUCAGCGAUAAAUGACUUCAGGCUGGCGAUGUUUAUGAUCUCGCUGUCGUGCUUCUUGGUCAACUCAUACAUGUCGUUGAUUGCCAAAGGGUUCAAGAACUUCUUCCAAAACAAGUGGAACCCGUUCUUCCAUUUCAUAUCGUUGGGGGCGUUCGUCACUACGUUAGUGGGUCUUAUCUACAACAGAGCUCACUCUACCGUUUUCUACAACAUCAACGAGUUGUUCUUGGUAGCGAUGCUCUUGUACAUCAUCCCCAAGCUGAACCGGUUGUCGCAGUUGCUUCGAUUCGCCUCGGCUUCGCUUCCCGCCAUUCUUUCGUUGGCGUUCACUUGGGGGGUGUUGUUCCUCGUGUUUGCCAUUGCCAUGUGUCAGAUCUUUGGCCUCACCAAGAUUGGACCCAACGGUAAUGAUUACCGUAACUUGCGGCUGGUACCGAAAGCGCUUAUCCUCUUGUUCCGGAUGUCGUUUGGUGAAGGGUGGAACUAUAUCAUGAACGACUACAUGCUCGAAGAACCGUUCUGUACCCGGGGUCACGACAUGGAUGACCUGGACUGCGGCAACAAACCGUACGCCUACAUCUUGUUCAUCGCGUGGAACUUGCUUCUGAUGUAUAUUUUCCUCAAUAUGUUCGUGUCGCUUAUCUUAGACUCGUUCUCAUAUGUCAGUCGCAAACUGGGCUACAGUCACUUGAUUGAGAGACAAGAGAUCCGUAAGUUUAAGCGUGCAUGGCAACAGUUUGAUCCUGAGGGUACGGGCUACAUUCUGCCCCAUGAUUUGGUUCCUUUCAUUCAUGAACUUAAUGCGCUGGGAUCAUCUCUCAGUUUCGACAGUUUCUUCUACCGAGGCGACUUGAACUUGCGGCGACUCACCAAUCGCUGGAUUCGACGCAACAAUCCGAUUGAUCCUUACGAUAUUCUGAUUGACCGUCAGCGUUUGGACGACGUGUUUGCCAAGAUCGAUUGGGACAAAGUGAAAGACCGCCGCCACCAAAUGGAGCUUUUCAUCGAAGAGGCAUUGAUGCGGAUGAAGUUGAAUAACGAAGAAGGGAUCAGUUUCACUGGGUUCUUACUCCAAGUGCCGCUUUACACCGCGUUUGAAGCCGGCAGAUGUCUUGAUUUGACCGAUUUCCUCGAGCGGCGUCUUUUGCUCCAAAAGGUGGAGAAGUCACUCAAGGUGAAGCGAGUAUACGAAUUGGUAUCAGCUUUCGCCUUACGUUGGGUGAUGAAGAAGGAUAUGGCUAAAGGAGAUAAGCCUGAGGCUGUUGAUGAAGCGGCUAAGUUGAAGAAAAUGGACCGCAAUAGCCACCAACAGUCACCGCAAACCAGUCCUAAGUUUAACAAUCCGUUCAAGGAUAUUGAUGACAUGAUUGCUCAACCAGUAUUUGAUACACUGGGAUUAAGCAGUCCCUUCCACGGAUCCUACGAGCCGGCGGAACCGUUGGAUACUUUCCAUCAUGACGAUACAAAAGAUGAAGACGACAGCUCGUUUGUCUACCAAGAAGAGGAGAUUAGAGUGAGAGCACCGCUGAUGCCGUACCCUCCCUUCGGCUUUGUCCGAGAAGUAGCAGAUACGGAGCUGUUGGAUAACGUUGAGAUCACGGGGUUGGGUAUUUCUCAGCAAUCAACAAACCCGCCACGGAGGCGACCUCCUCCCGGUGACUUUUAG
Messenger RNA from Diutina rugosa, 6510 nucleotides. It is a transcript of the gene CCH1, whose product is annotated as Cch1p. Gene Ontology annotation, biological process: calcium ion import across plasma membrane. The record is from RefSeq and is a predicted model, not a curated record. Gene Ontology annotation, molecular function: high voltage-gated calcium channel activity; calcium ion binding. The transcript has a single exon. The coding region runs from base 1 to 6510 and encodes 2169 amino acids. Gene Ontology annotation, cellular component: membrane; voltage-gated calcium channel complex. Lineage: Eukaryota; Fungi; Ascomycota; Pichiomycetes; Serinales; Debaryomycetaceae.